AUGGACACUCCAAUCGUUCCCGUGACGCCACCCUCUUUCUUUCCGGUGUCAAACCCCACGCACGCAUUCUGGACGCACGGCUCCCCCGACGCCAACCCUCUGGCCCGCGAAGGUAGCACUGGCGAUCUUCAUAAGAAUGUGGAUGUCGCUAUCAUAGGCAGCGGUAUCACGGGCGUCUCGAUCGCCUAUCAUCUUGCGAACUUGGUGAAGGCGAAGAACGGGCAGUCGAAGGAGCCGCUCAAGGUCGCGAUCUUCGAGGCCAGGGACUUCUGUUCUGGAGCUACUGGUAGGAACGGCGGACACCUCACAUCCAAAGGUCCCUACGAGUUUGCGUACGACCUCGAACGCUUCGGUAUAGCGGACGCCAUCCGUCAAGUACAGAUCGAGGACUAUACCGUCUCCGAGGUCCAAAAAGUCAUACGCGAGCAUGGCCUUGAGGCGAAGGUCGACUUUCAGGAGUAUGGGAGGGUGACGGUACUCGGGAGUGAGGAAGAGUAUGAGGAGCUGAGGGCGUCGGUUGAGGCUGCGAAGAAAGCGAAGGUGGAUGUAAGGGAGCAUGUGUUCCUUGAUAAGGAGGAGAUGCUGAAGCGGUACGGCAUUGAAGAGCGCGGGUUCGUCCAGCCAGGGUCGAACCUCUGGCCGCUCAAACUCGUCACGGAGCUCUACACCAUCGCUCAAAACAUCACGCCAAAUUUGUCCCUCACGCUCCACACGCACACUCCAGUGCACUCUGUCGUCGCCACGGGGUCCGCCGGGCGCUGGAACCUAUCGACCCCACGUGGAUCAGUAACAGCAACGCGAGUCGUACACGCAACAAACGCAUACCUCCCGUACCUCAUCCCACACAUGUCCUCGCAGAUCGUCCCAACGCGUUCCCAACUCAUCGCCUUCCGCGCCAACGCAGACAGGCCCAUCCCUCAUCCAGCCAUAGCCGUCAACAACGAGUCGGAUUACUGGUUCCCUCGACCGGCUGAGCCCGGGGAGGGGCAGGUGAUCAUCGCGGGAGGAUGUAGACGCUAUGCGGGCCCGCCGUACGCGAGUGGGACGGUCGAUGAUGGAGAGGUGGAUGGGAAGGUUGGGACGGCGCUAAGAAGGUUGCUGCCUGAGGUGUUCCCUGAUGCGUUCGAUACGGAGGAGGUUGAGGCUGAGAUGGAGUGGACGGGCAUCAUGGGCUAUCCGUCGACAGGCUGUCCAUUCGUUGGACCACUCCUCGACGAGUCUGGUACGCUGGUGAAAGGCCAAUACAUUUGCGGCGCGUAUCGAGGCCAUGGUAUGCCUCGCGCGUAUGCUUGUGCGGAGGCUGUGGCGAGAAUGGUGGCUGGUGAUAUUGGCGCGACGGGGAAGUGGGAACUUCCGGAGUGGUUGCCACGGUGCUAUUUGACAGUGCUGCCGCCUGGGGCUCCCCAGGAGAAGAUCAGGGAGUAG
This is a messenger RNA of Peniophora sp. CBMAI 1063, 1425 nucleotides long. The record is from the annotation of a GenBank genome assembly. NCBI's taxonomy places the organism in Eukaryota, Fungi, Basidiomycota, Agaricomycetes, Russulales, Peniophoraceae.